CCGUCCGUCGUUGUGGAGACGGCUCGGAUCCGCUCAUCUUGCGAUAUCAUCGAACAACCCAAACAAUCCCACAGCUCUACUACACCCAGCUUCAACGCGCGGUCGAAAUGGGGUUCGGCGACUUCGACACGAUCUGCCAGAAGGCAGCGCUGCCGCUGUGCUCCCUCGUGGGCCCGGCUUCCUCGAUAUCAGGCGCAACCGGCAUCAUCCCCAAUUGCUAUGCGCGAAACAUCGAACUGGCCAACACAAUCAUUUUCGAAGGCGCCGCAUCCUUCGUCCAUAUCAUAGCGCUGGCAAUGACGGUCAUUAUGAUUUUACACAUCAGGUCCAAGUUCACCGCGGUCGGUCGCAAGGAGAUUAUCACCUUCUUUUACAUCUAUAUGCUCCUAACGAUGUGCUCUCUGGUCAUCGACGCCGGAGUGGUCCCGCCCAGGAGCGGCCCGUUCCCUUAUUUCGUCGCUGUACAAAACGGCCUAACCUCCGCCCUAUGCACAAGCCUUCUCGUCAACGGAUUCGUUGGAUUCCAGCUCUAUGAAGAUGGAACAGCGCUCUCAGUCUGGCUCCUCCGUCUAACCUCCACAGCGAUGUUCGCCAUCUCAUUCGUCAUCUCCCUCCUGACGUUCAAGUCAUGGGGCGGGCUCAGUCCCACCAACACCGUCGGCAUGUUUGUAGUACUAUAUAUCCUCAACGCGAUCUGUAUAGCAGUCUACCUCAUCAUGCAACUCCUAUUGGUCAUGAACACGCUUGAAGACCGCUGGCCUCUCGGCCAUAUCGCGUUCGGCCUCCUGGUCUUCAUCUGCGGUCAGGUGCUCCUCUACGCGUUCAGUGACACCAUCUGCGAGAAUGUCCAACAUUACAUGGACGGUCUGUUCUUUACGACCAUCUGUAAUCUACUUGCGGUCAUGAUGGUUUACAAGUUCUGGGAUUACAUUACGAAGGAAGAUCUGGAAUUCUCCGUCGGUAUCAAACCCAAUACAUGGGAGGUUAAGGAAUUCCUUCCGGAAGAAGAUCGUCGCGCAACAGUUUACCAGGACACAAAUUCGGAGUACGCCGGAAGCAUGUAUCACCACCGAGUGUCGGCUUAUAACAGUCACAAUUAUUAAUCACUAUUAGGUUUGAUAUAUCUUGUGACGAUCAUAUUCAAGGGUUAUUUAUUUGAUUUUUUUUUAUUUUUGAUCUUUUAAAGUUAGUCAUUGAUUCGCGUUGUUGCGGCCUAACGAGUUAAUGCCUGAGUGUGAGCGUGGUUGAAUAUCCUCUUUUAUUUUUUGUUGUAAAGUUUUGCCAGUCAUGUGAGGAACUUCGACUGUAACAUUCCCAACGAUGUUUUCUUUCAAUAUGCCAUGCGACGGUAGCGUUGAUUCAUACAACGUUUUCUUUGAUACUCCCGACUACUUCUGUGUGAUGUGUACAGUGGAUAAGCCGACUCAGUUUAGUAUCUAGAAUAGUUACACAAUUAAAGUGAUUCAAGUUGUUCUUCGAACCUCCUGUUGGCUUUUAACGAUUCCAUCAUUGAAGUUUUGGCAUUUCACAUGACAUAUAUCGCCAUUUGUACGAGACUGCCAACCCUGCAGUGUAAGAAGAACAAAUGUCACCGGCCGAAAUUAA
Molecule: messenger RNA, 1605 nt
Organism: Aspergillus pseudotamarii
Lineage: Eukaryota; Fungi; Ascomycota; Eurotiomycetes; Eurotiales; Aspergillaceae
Product: chitin synthase export chaperone
Exons: 3
Coding region: 108-1103 (331 amino acids)
Biological process (GO): protein folding
Cellular component (GO): endoplasmic reticulum membrane
Source: RefSeq, a predicted model, not a curated record